UGGCGCCAGUCUGAUUUCACAGCACUUGUACAUUUCACCGCUGAAGUUUCGAGCAGGAAACGUUAUCUGUGUUGUGAGGCGGCUGAAGAGGAAAGCAUGGCCCUAAACGCAGAUGAUGAGGACUUUGAAUGGGAGCCUCCCUCCGAGGCGGAGAUGAAGGUGAUUCAGGCUCGCCGGGAGCGGCAGGACAAGAUCAGCAAGCUGAUGGGAGACUAUCUGCUGAAGGGCUACAAGAUGCUGGGGGACUGCUGUGAACUGUGUGGGACAAUUCUGAUGCAAGAUAAGCAGAAGAAAAAUUAUUGUGUUGCUUGUCAAGAGCUGGACUCCGAUAUGGACAAGGACAACCCAGCUUUAAACGCCCAGGCAGCCUUGUCACAGGUACGAGAGCGUCAGCUUGCGACUCAGCCUCUCCCUGAAUCUAACGAAGCCUCAUCCAGCGAACCCCCUCUCUCCAUCACGGGGCAGCCCCGGCCAGAGCACUGCGAGGGGGCUGCGUCUGGACUGAGAGGUCCCCCUCCUGCCAUACAGUCCACCCCUAUUUCUGUCCCCACUGCCAGCUCCAACUUCCUGCCACCAGCCACCCCUGCUCUCCAGACUGCACCUCCUUUAGGGUCCGUGGCCAACACCCUCCUCAACCACCCAGCCUUGUCAAGCGCAGAGGAGGCAGUGCUACAUAAACUCAGAUGGGCCACACAGGAGCUCCAGAACUCGGUGUCAGUGGAGGCCAGCAUCCAGCUCUGCAGUCUGAUCCGAGGCUGUGCCGAAUCCCUGCGCAGCUUGAAAGAACUGCAGCUCUCAUAAGACUGAAGCACAGACGGAGCUGUAACAGCACACACACACAUAAGGAAAUAUAAGCAGCACUAAUACAUACAUAUAUUUUAUAUAUAUAUAUAUAUAUAUAUGUAUAUGUAUGUAUAUAUAUUUAGUAACAUACUCAACAGAGUGUUUCGGUUGUGUUUGUUUGUUCUAAUGCAGCUGAGUAUGUGACUGUGUCGUGUGUUGAAAUACAUUUCUUGAGCUGCAAAGGCUGGUUUCUUUUUCCUUGAUUUGUUUGUGUUCGAGUUACAAGUUUUAACUGUUUUUCCAUUGCUUUAUGAACUCAUAAUUGGUUGAAAAUCCAAGUUUUAUGAAAGCACCGACUUAAGUUUUGUGACGAUGUUAGAUCAAUUACAGUGGCAGAGAAGUGUUUCAAAGCUGCAACAGAUCCAUUGUGGUGCUAUUAGUGUUGUUUUGUUAACAAAUAACAGCAUUGUAAGUUUGGUACUGUUAGGGGCCAUUCACACAGAAUGUAUUUUGCAUUCCACUGCACUUCCUAUUGCUUUUCCAGCAAUCAUUGCAUAUGUGCCUUUUGCUGCAUCUCACACUAGAUGCCAAGUUAAAAAGUUCAACUUUGAAAGUAUUUAUAGAUCUUGCUUUUUUUUUUAUUACACUGCCUAACGUCUAGGAUUUUUGUAUUCCAUAUCACUGUUUUCCAUCGCUUUUCCAUGUUUUUGCAGCGGAAUGCUUUUCCCCCACAUUCUAAUUCACAUAGAUCACAUUUUUAAAUGCACAAAUGUGUUCUCCUUUUUUGCAUCGAAAAACCUUUGAGUUCCACGGCAGUGCGUUUUGUGGAUGCAUGUUUCCUUUAUAGGGGACAAAAAAAACCUUUUUCUUUAAAUUCUUAGUUUACAUCUUGUAAUUUUGACUUUUUUACUCUGAA
Onychostoma macrolepis is the source of this 1699-nucleotide messenger RNA. It is a transcript of the gene znrd2, whose product is annotated as zinc ribbon domain containing 2. NCBI's taxonomy places the organism in Eukaryota, Metazoa, Chordata, Actinopteri, Cypriniformes, Cyprinidae. The coding region runs from base 97 to 801 and encodes 234 amino acids. The transcript is spliced from 4 exons. The record is from RefSeq and is a predicted model, not a curated record.